This is a messenger RNA of Coturnix japonica (Japanese quail), 711 nucleotides long. It is a transcript of the gene CHCHD1, whose product is annotated as coiled-coil-helix-coiled-coil-helix domain containing 1. Gene Ontology annotation, cellular component: nucleoplasm; mitochondrial ribosome; mitochondrion. Gene Ontology annotation, molecular function: RNA binding. Gene Ontology annotation, biological process: mitochondrial translation. Lineage: Eukaryota; Metazoa; Chordata; Aves; Galliformes; Phasianidae. The record is from RefSeq and is a predicted model, not a curated record.
GGCCGUCUCGCCGUACGGCCUGUCGCAAAAAGCAUGGCGGCGCCCGUGUACCCGGCUUGGGUGGGCCGCUGGGUGUCCGGGCAGUGGCGGCAGAGGAAGCGACCCCCGACUGUCCGCCCCAUCCGGCCGCUGGUGCUGGCCGACAAGGUGGCGAACCGCCGGGAGAUGGCGGGAGAGGCGACCUGUCUGACAGAGAUGUCCGUGAUGAUGGCCUGCUGGAAGCAGAAUGACUUCAACGAUAAAGCGUGUGCUGAUGAGAUCCGGGCGUUCUAUGACUGCGUGGCAAUGGCAGAAAAGGAGCGCAAGGAAAAGAAGGACGAGUUAACACUGUCACUCAAGGGAAACAUACCUUCAAGCAAAGUGAACAAGCUGCUGAGGAGGUUUCCUAAUACUACGCGUUAUGUGUAACGUGCUUUGCUAAAGGGACUGUGGACAAGCAGUUAAAGUUGAGGGUUUUGCAAAAUAAAUGAUAAAAGGGGUUAAUGAAUGUUUAAUGUCACACAAUGUCUGUCAACACUGCUGGGUGGAUGUAGGCUCCAUAUUUUAUUUCCAGAGUGGGAAAAAAAAAUUCCAUCUUGACUGUGGGCUUAGUAUUUCAGGAGGUUCUUGGAUCUUGUGCUCUUAGGAUUUUUGCAGUGAGUUGUCCAACCAGCCACUGUGUGGAGUAAUGUACUCACUGUGAAAUAAAAUCCUGGAAUGUCUGUAAACCUA